GUUAGCAUUCACCCUCAAAAAGAAACGUGAAUACGGAGAUGUGUGUUAAUAUGCCACCAGAUUGAUGAGUUGUUACCUGAACUCUCGUCCAGAUACGCCUUUUUGGACUAUCCAUCCCCCUGAAAGUGUUCUUAAAAGCGAUUGCCAAUGCCUCCCUUGAUCUCAGUUUUCUCUGACUCGGAGAGUCCGGAACCUUCACCUAUCGAAUCUUCUGAUUCCCCCAGUCCAGAACCUUUACCUGUCGAAUCGUCUGAUUCCCCCAGUCCAGAAGCUCUAUUUGUUGAAUCCUCUGGCUCCUCGAGCACCGGAUCUCUAUCGGUUGAUUUCCAUGGUCCCUCUCGCUCUCGGGAGAACUAUGAUCGGUCGCAGGUAGCUGAUCAACCACGUUUGCCCUGGGAAUGGAAUCCGAGGGGUAAAACAACAGAACUCUACACCCACACGGCCGUUGGGAAGUGGUGGUUUCAUGGGAAGAAGGACAUUGAACGUCUCAAUCCCAACAAGCGGCGUGAUAUUAGCCAUAUUGGUCGGAUUAUGGAGACCGAGUUAGGAGAGCAGUUAUUUGGGGAUAAUAGAUGCACUGCCUGUCAAUUCAACAAACAGGAAUGUUGGGUUUAUUCGACAGAGGGGGCUCAGCAGAUUAGCCGGCCAGGGGAUUCCUGUGCUCGCUGCCGAUUGAGUGCUCGUGCUGGGGGCUGCAGUCUAUCCAAGCGACGUAAACGGGUCAUUGAGCCACCUGAAACCGGCAAUAGGGGGUUUGUGCCUAUUCAAAAACGCAUGCGUUAGACUCGGAUCGUAUGACAUUUUUGUCUUAUCAAUUGCAUAAACUUCAUGAAUUAAGCAUCAACUAUGUACAUACUUGAUGGCAAGCGGGUUUGCCAUAGGCCGAAUGCUUCAGAGUGUCUCAGAAGGUUUGAACUGCAAGAAAUUCCAGGCAUCAAUCAAUAUGUUGCGAUUUACCAGGUUUAUAGUACGUAUACUUAUCGUACACAGCG
Messenger RNA from Paecilomyces variotii, 992 nucleotides. RefSeq lists its product as hypothetical. Bases 148 to 783 code for a protein of 211 amino acids. The transcript has 2 exons. The record is from RefSeq and is a predicted model, not a curated record. Lineage: Eukaryota; Fungi; Ascomycota; Eurotiomycetes; Eurotiales; Thermoascaceae.